CGAAACGCGUUCGGAGAUGAAACGUCAAACAGCAAGCAGCUGUCAAAUAUUUUUGUUUGUCAUCUUCAACACAAACUUUGCGGAGUUAUUGUGAAUUAAAACAUCGAAAAUGUCUGAAAUGGAAGUAACAGAGAGUGGGAACGAUUGUUCCAAUGAUUUGUUGCUUCUGGAUCGCGUGUUUCUGCGUCUAGGCAACGCGGACAGUGAUGAUCAGCUCGAGAGUUGCUUGAACAGGUUCCUUCCUCCUGUCAUACUGAAGCUUUCGUCACCAUAUGAACAGGUGCGUACCAAAGUGAUGGAGCUGCUAGUGCAUGUGAACAAGAGAGUGAAGUGCCGGGCUGAUGUCCAGCUGCCGGUGCAGACACUCUUACAGUUGUACAUGGAGCCCACUUCUAAUAGCUUCAUUGUUAACUUCACAAUCAUCUACAUAACUAUGGGAUUCCCAAGGCUGCCUCAUGACCAGCAGCUCAGCUUGGCCCCGUCUCUGUUGCAAGCCAUUGAGAACAAACCACAGGGACAUCAAGAUGGUAUUCUAAUGCUAGUCAUGCCAUUGCUGGGCAACAUCAAGGAAAAUGAUCUGAACUUGAAAGAGAAGCCUAAAGUUGCCAACUUGAUACUCAAGUUUGCCACUGAUGUGCUACUUCUACCAUACAGGGCACUACCAAAUCCUGGAGAGAGUGAGUUCCAAAUCCCGCCCGGAAUGAGUAUGAAGACAUACAAACGCAUCGUCGACAAGAAUCAGUUAAAUCCUAACCAGUUGGAAGAGAUGAAGUUGUCCAUAGUGAAUUUUAUAGCCAAGGAUAUAUUCAACAUGAAUGAUACACUGUUAACGUUGAUCGUAGCUGCGGCGGACUCGCGUUUCAGUGUUGCCAAUUGCGCGAAUAGCCCGCUUAUUAGGGUUAACAGUUCUGUAGACUGGUCUCUGCCGUCAGUGGUAGCUCCAUUAUACUCCUUAUAUUUGGGCACUUGGGGAGGCAUGAAGGUUCCUCCAGAUGACCGCAAGGUACCAGCGUGCACAAGACUGCGUUUGAAACUGAUUCAGUAUUUGAACAAAGCCACCGGCCCGGCGAUUAUGUUCCCUCACUGUGUACAGGUUGUAUUUUCAUCCCUGUUUGAUCCGAACACAAAUUCAAGGUUAAGGAACCAAGCUUUAGUGUUUCUUCUAAACGUCAUUAAUGGUGGCGACGAAACUCAGCUGAAGAAGGUAGCGACAGUAUUCUUGCAAGGACUGCUGAAGCUCAUCCGAUCAGAUGAACACGCUGAACAACAUCCUAAGGCCUACAUGUGUUUAGGUCGUCUAGCAAUGAAGUGUCCCGACACUAUAAACAAUCAGUUCGCGCUACUAGAAGAGUUGGUGAAGAAGAUUCCAGAAGCCGUGCCCGAGAUGAAGACUGCGCUCAGAGACGCACUGCUCGAGAUGUCGGCUGGCUUCAAGAUUAAUGCUGAAGUAAAAGCGACAACCUCCACUGCGUCGGCUAGCACGUCACAAGGAGACAAGAUGGAUGUGGAUGACAGCGCUAAAACCAGUCCCUUCGACGAACCACAGGCGUUGGCGCUGUUCGCGUUGUUGGACCACUACAUGCACAGUGAAGAGCCGAUGAUCCGGUACAUCGCGAUGCGUUACUCCGCGGCCGUGUUCCCGCAGGACUAUGUGCCGUCUAGAUAUCUGCUGUUAUUGGCUAGUGGAGACAGUCAAGACGACAUCUCAACGGAAGCACUAAAAUGUCUAUACGGUACCUCACGAGCCAGCGAAAUAGAGGAUGCAGUAUUCAACGUAUCAAAGAAAGAAGCAUCAGUAGUCACCAUAGACGAGGAUUCUUCUAAGAAAGACAAGGACAGAGCACCGGAAGUCGAAGAGUUUAAAGUGCCAAAGUUUAGGGAAGUAGUGAAUUAUAUUUGGGAUCAAAUGCAGAAGAGGAAGAAGGGGUCCAAUGCUAAGCAUCGGUUUGUGGUCGGCAAUCAGGUGCUGCAGUUUCAUCCGUUGACUUAUCAGGAGAUUCUACGCUACAUGCGAAUGUGCCUGAACCGCGACGCGAACCUAAAAGACUGUUCGAACCACCCGAACGCGAAGUCGCCGCUCCUCGCGAAGUAUUUCUACGAUAACCUGUUGAACACUGAAGUGUUGGAGCGGUACCUUACUAUGAUCACGUCGCUGUUGAAUGCUAGUCCAGAAAUAAUGCCAUUAUCAUGCUUCCUGGACAUCGUCGGCUGUGUACCUGAAAAAAUGUCUUCAAAAUACACGAGCCUACUCCCAUUCCUUCGCAAUUUAUUCACCACCAGCACCAAGGAGGAUAUUCGCGAAAUAGCCUCAGUUAUCUAUGCCAUCAUUACCGUCAAUACCAGCGAGAAGUCUGCCAUAGACAAGGAGAUCAAGGAGUUUGUAAUACAAGGGAAGAGUAAUAAGAAUUUGGAAGCCCAAUGUGGGUAUUUGUCGGCCGUGUCGAACUUGUGUGAGCGAUGUGUCGUGUUGGCGAAGAGGGGGAAGUUUGGGGGGAAGGGAUUCAGUCCGGCUAAUUGGGAGCCGUAUCAGGAAGGUGCUGUUGUUUUUGCAAACUUCCUAUCGAGCCCACAACCGCUUCUCGUAAGCUCGUCAUGUUCCGCCAUUUCUCUCCUCGCUCGCUGCAGCGGCUUACCUCUGCCCAACACGUCAGCUAAACAGGAGGAAUUAUUGAAGAGUGAUAACCCUUUCAAUGUUAAUAAGAGCGAUACGAAUGUUGAAGAGGGCGAUGUUACCAAGUUUAUUGUAGCUGAUAGAUUGUUCAAGAUAGUUGGCAACGCGAAACUGCCGUCGAAGUUAAAAGAGAGGGCGCUGUUCACGCUUGGCCUUCUGUGUUGUGGAGAAAGAUUGCCUUUUGCCAAACAGAUCGUCAUGGGAUUCCUGCAAAUGGCUAAAGAUAGCAAAGAGUUCGAAAUACAUUUGCAAAUAGGCGAGUCACUGGUGUUAUGUGUGGAAGGUGUAAAUUCUAAUGAAAACAGGGAUUUGUGGACUGAAUUGCCUAAAGAGGGUACGGCAAAAAUAAAGAAUAUGGAAGCUUUAAAAGAAAACGAUCAGCUGCUAGAGUGGUUGCUUCAUGAGCUCUUCAAGAUUGGAAGACAUCCACAUCCACAUUCCAGACAAGCGACCAGUAUUUGGUUGUUAGCGUUGCUAAAGAACUGUCCAGAACGAGAGCCAAUCAAGAGCAAACUGCAAAUAUUGCAAGAUGUCUUUAUGGACUUCUUAUCAGAAAAUAGCGACAUAGUACAAGACGUAGCCAGCAAAGGUCUGUCGCUAGUCUAUCAGAACUCAGACGAGAGUCAGAAACAGGCGCUAGUGGGUCAGAUCAUAGAGCAGCUGACCAGUGGCAAGCGGUCUGUGGCGCAGGUCACUGAGGAUACUAAGAUAUUUGAGGAAGGACAGCUUGGGAAGGCUCCUACUGGCGGUAAUCUGUCUACGUACAAAGAGUUGUGUUCCCUCGCAUCAGACCUGAACCAACCGGAUCUGCUGUACAAGUUCAUGCACCUCGCACAUCACAACUCCAUGUGGAACUCUAAGAAAGGUGCAGCGUUCGGUUUCCACUCAAUAGCCUUACAAGCAGGUGCCCAACUAUCCGAGCACCUGCCGAAGAUAGUCCCGCGGCUGUACCGCUACCGCUUCGACCCCACGCCGCGUAUACAGAACUCCAUGCAGAGCAUCUGGCAUGCUAUAGUGCCCAACACUACCGCUACUGUUCAUAAAUACCACAAAGAGAUCCUGGACGACUUAGUGGCCAAUUUGACGUCCAAUCAAUGGAGAGUCAGGAUGUCUUGCUGUAACGCACUCGCUGACUUAUUGAGAGGCGCACAAAGUUUACACGACUCAUUGGAGCAGCUGCCGACGAUUUGGUCGCAAUUGUUCAGAGUAAUGGAUGAUGUACACGAAGGUACUCGACAAGCGGCUACCUCUACUGCUAACGUGCUGUCUAAGCUAUGUAUCCGAGCGGCAGAUGUUAGUACUGGCAAGGACGGAAAGCAGGUGGUGUCUGUGAUACUGCCCGUGCUACUCGACACCGGUAUCACCAAUCUCGUGAAGGAAGUCAGGAGUGUCAGCUUACAAACAGUAUCGAAGCUAGUGACAGCGGCGGGCGACACACUGAAGCCGUUCCUCCCGCGCCUGAUCCCCGCGCUGGCGGGCGCCGCGGGCGAGCUCGAGUCCGCCAGGCUGUCCUACCUGUCCACCGCGCUAGCUGAUACUGCCACACGAGAUGUGCUCGACGACAUGAGAGCUAACGCUGCUAAGCAUCAUUAUACUACUGAUACUGUUGUUAAGUGCAUGACAUACGUGGACAUAGAUGUGAUGAAGGAAAUGCUGCCACAACUCCUAGAGCUGAUGAAAUCCCCGCAGCUUGGCACCAAAGUGUCUUGUUGUCACUUCAUGGUAUUAGCCGCCCAUUACUUACGUGCCGACCUUGAGCCGGUGGCAGGGAAAAUCAUGUCCAGUUUAUUGAAUGGGACUUUCGAUAGAAAUUCUACGGUGAGGAAGAAUUGUGCCGAAGCUUUGGGUCAAGUUUCUGCUUUUGCUAAGUUCAGUUCAGUAGAGAAACUAAUGAAGAAACUAGUAACACUAUACGAGACGAAAGAGGAUGAUACUUCUCGUUCGGCCAUCGCGCUGUGCCUCAGGUCUAUAUCUAAGGCUAAGAUGGAGCAUAUCAAGGAUAAUGAGACCAUACUGGCUCCUAUGGUGUUCUUGGCCAUGCAUGGGCCUAAGGAUGAAGAGUCAUCAACAGUGGAGAUGUUCGAAGAGAUAUGGACGGACAUAAGCCCGGCGCGAGCGAGCGGCAUCAAGCAGCACCUGCCCGUCAUACGCGAGGAGAUCGAGAAGUCGCUCAACUCCAGCAGCUGGACUAAGAAGGUUCAGGCAGCAAACGCAAUAAAAACAAUAUGCAAAGAGGUAUCGUCAGGUUUAGGCGAACAUCGAGAACAGUUGAUCCGCGCCAUGUUGGCGGCAGUGCACGGCAAGACGUUCGACGGGAAAGAGCAUGUCAUUGAGGCGUUAGCUGAGUUGUGCGCAGUAAAAGAAAACGAACCACCAGUAUCAGCAGCGCUAGCAUCAGAAUGCAUCAACGCAUUACUAGUAGAGAGUCGCAAACAAGAGAUGGUGUACAAGCGUCACGCCAUCACAGCGCUCGGCCAGGCCAUCGCCGCCACGCACUGCGACCGCUUCCAACAGUUGUACGACAUCGUCAAGGUUAUACUGUCCAAGGACGAAUUAUCAAUGGGCAAGGAAUCUGAUGAGGAAGACAAUGAAGGAGCGAGGCAGCGGCGCGAACAACUGACGGCGCUCAAAGAAGCUGCCUACGAGCUGCUUGGCAAAGCCUGGCCUAAGGAACCGGACACGCAAGAAAAAUACCAAGACGUAUUCUUCGAGCACUGCUCUAAAUCCUACCCGACGAGCUCACGUUCAACCCAGCUCGCCAUCCUAGCGUCCGUCGCGCGAGUACUAGAGAGACUCACAGUACUGAGCAAUGUGGAGCCCAUGGAGACUGACAAUAUGCCCGCUUCAAACAGGGAUAAAGCCAUCAGCAGUGUUACUGGACAUGUCGUCUUGAUUAUUGAGUAUACUUUACAGAACAGUAAUCAAGUAAGGCACAGAAGGGAUGCGCUCAAUAUAAUGGAAAUACUUGUCAAACAAUUAAAAGAUCUCAACAAAACAGAGGAGUUGGAUAAGCUACGAACGAUCUACCAAAUGUAUGUUCAAGACUUAUCAAAGGAUUCGUCACACGAAAUUCGAACCAAAGUGGACAGUAUCAAAGUGCAUUUUAAAUAGUACACGCGUAUUUAUUGUCGUGAAAACCAGUAAUUAAAAUUUUGAUAACAUU
Molecule: messenger RNA, 5834 nt
Organism: Helicoverpa armigera (cotton bollworm)
Lineage: Eukaryota; Metazoa; Arthropoda; Insecta; Lepidoptera; Noctuidae
Product: proteasome adapter and scaffold protein ECM29
Exons: 38
Coding region: 110-5782 (1890 amino acids)
Biological process (GO): proteasome assembly
Cellular component (GO): cytoplasm; nucleus
Molecular function (GO): molecular adaptor activity
Source: RefSeq, a predicted model, not a curated record